UGUGGAGCUAGAGCGAGUGGCUGACAUGAACAUUGUUUGGUUUUCGUCGAUCAUAUAUGUUUUCUCGUUUCUUUUUGCUUCGCUUGGACAUCCUGGUAAUGAUAUAGAGCAAGAGUCGUUUCAUGAAGCUCACAAACAGGACAGCGAACACUUGUUUGAGCAUAUACGAGAUAAAGUAGAUUUCGAUGGCCAAGGCAUGAGACACAUCAAGGAACAUCUGAGAAAGGUCGCCUCCGUACCAAAUUUUGAUGCUUUAGAAAACAUUGAAGAUACUCAAGCCAUUUACUACUUUUUCAAGCUUCACGACUUUGACAGCAACAACCGAUUGGAUGGAAUUGAACUAAUAGCUGCAUUCAGUGAUUAUCACGAGACACCUGAAUCGAAGCACAAGGACAUGUUGGCCGGUCACAUGAUGCUAGAGUCAGAAAUAGAAAAAGUAGUCGACGGCAUCAUCGAGAAUCAUGACAUCGAUAGAGACGGAUUUCUCUCGUGGCAAGAAAUCGCAUCGUCAGACCCUCAACUUUUAUUGAACAAAAUUCAUGACGGUGUUCAAUGAAAACACUAUUGACAAACGAGAUGAAAGUGUAGCCUUGUCUCAUUAUUUAAGCACCUCACUGUCCCACCCCUUGUUUCUGAUAUACAGUAGGAUGUCACUAGUCAUUUAUCCAAACAAUUUUGUUCUCUGACCCGUUCGUAACUGUGUAUAGUAUACAAAGGUCUAGGAAUCUGAGGCUCGAUGUUGCUACUGUACGUACUUUAGACCUCUAGAGCACUUUUUACCACACCAAGAGGCAAAUACAACAAACAACUCAUUUCAGCUUCUUUGUCUAUGGCAUUUGGGGUUCAACAUUGCCAUAUCAAGGAUGAGAACUACACCCGUCUGUCUGAUCCUCAUGCGCAUUACUGUUUUGUGCACGCAAAGCUAGAAUGAGUCCAAGGCACAGGUUGUCCCUCACAGUUAACUGGUGUUCGGAUAAGUGACAUCCCACUGUAUUCAUGUAAACUACAAAAACCAGAGGACCAACUGUACUACAAUAUUUUUAGUGGUUUAUCCACCGUAAAAGAUGAAAAUCCAUCCAUAGUUGACAUUGUCUCAUAAUCAAACUCGAGUGAAAUGUAUAGUACUAUAGUACACCGUCACUUUUUGAAAACAAUUUGCUGAUAUUUCUGUUUCUACAAUGGUCACGUGACGAGUAGUCAGUCACGAGUGUGUGUUUAGAUGGUGUAUAUGAUGUAUUGUACAGCAAGUGUGGAAAGGUUACUUCUGU
Messenger RNA from Corticium candelabrum, 1268 nucleotides. RefSeq names its product multiple coagulation factor deficiency protein 2 homolog. The transcript is spliced from 4 exons. The record is from RefSeq and is a predicted model, not a curated record. Gene Ontology annotation, molecular function: calcium ion binding. Lineage: Eukaryota; Metazoa; Porifera; Homoscleromorpha; Homosclerophorida; Plakinidae. Bases 26 to 556 code for a protein of 176 amino acids.